AGUGCACUGCAAUGGCUUGUGCCUGCCUGUUGCUGUUGCUAUUGCUGCCUGGGUUUUAAUUCCCCGGUGGUUGAGCGCUUUUCUUCCCCUCGUCCAUUUAAUUCUGGCGAACUACUCCACCCAACCACAUCCUCUCUCUCUCUCUCUCUCUCUCUCUCUCUCUCUCACGCAGCCACACCAGCCCUAUGACUUCAGUACUUCACCGCUUCGACCACCUCAACGUUUUCUCCAUCCAUUCACCAGCACAAGAUCAAAAUCCCUCCCUCCUCACUUUCCAACCAUAUCAAUUUAUUGCCGCUGCUUCUCCUACCUCUCGCUCUCAUCUUUGUAUUUCUUUAAUUGUUCUGUUGGGGUUUUUUCCUUCUUUUUAAUCUUGCAGAUUGGCAGGUCCAUCACUCUAUAUAUCUUACAAUCACAACCCGCUCCAUUCUCAAAUGCUAGCUGCUUGCUAAUGUUCAUAUACAUAUAUUUAUAGAUAUAAAUAUAUAGUUGGUAGUUAAUGGCGGUGCUGGAACCGGCGCCGAUGGACCGGGAGCGGCUGACGGCGGAGAUCAUGGCGUUCAGGGACGACGAUUCUAUUGUGAUCAAGAUCCGGCGCCGUCUCCCGGACUUCUUGCAGUCGGUCAACCUCAAGUACGUCAAGCUUGGCCUCCGCUACGCCUCCAUACCUACCGCCGCCGUCCUCGUCCCCGUCCUAGCCGCCGCCCUCGCGGCGGCGCUCCGCCUCGACCGCUUGGCACUGACGCCGCCCCGGCCGGUGUCCGUCGACCCCGCCACCGGGAUCGCCUCUGCUGCUCUGGCGCUGCUCCUCCUCGCCGCUUACUACCUCAAGCGGCCGCGCCCUGUUUAUUUGGUCGACUUUGCGUGCUACAAGCCCGACGACGAGCACAAGAUCUCCAAGGAAGGAUUCCUCGACAUGACCGAGUGCACCGGCGUGUUCAAUAGGGAGUCGCUAGAUUUCCAGACCAAGAUUACCCUCCGCUCCGGCCUCGGAGACGAGACGUACCUGCCGCAGGGAAUCCAGGCCCGGCCGCCGCGCCUCUGCAUGGAGGAGGCGCGCCUCGAAGCAGAGGCUGUUAUGUUCGGCUGCCUCGAUGCUCUGUUCUCAGCCACCGGCGUCGACCCGAGCCGCGACGUCCGCAUCCUCAUCGUCAACUGCAGCCUCUUCAACCCCACGCCGUCGCUCUCUGCCAUGAUCGUCAACCGGUACAAGAUGCGGGAGGACGUGAAGAGCUUCAACCUCGGUGGGAUGGGCUGCAGCGCGGGGCUCAUCGCCGUCGACCUCGCCAAGGACCUCCUCCAGGCCCACCCCAACUCUUACGCCGUGGUGCUCAGCACCGAGAACGUCACCCUGAAUUGGUACUUCGGCAACGACCGCUCCAUGCUCCUCUCCAACUGCAUCUUCCGCAUGGGCGGCGCCGCCCUGCUUCUCUCCAACCGCCGCCGCGACGCGCGGCGCGCCAAGUACCGGCUCGUGCACGCGGUGCGCACGCACAAGGGCGCCGACGACGGGUGCUUCGGGUGCGUGUACCAGCGGGAGGACGAGCGCGGCUCGGUGGGGGUGUCGCUGGCGAGGGAGCUCAUGGCGGUGGCCGGCGACGCCUUAAAGACCAACAUCACCACCCUGGGCCCGCUGGUGCUCCCGCUGUCAGAGCAGCUCAAGUUCCUGGCAUCUCUGGCGGGCCGCCGCGUCCUCCGCCUCCGCGGGGUGCGCCCCUACAUCCCCGACUUCCGCCGGGCCUUCGAGCACUUCUGCGUCCACGCCGGCGGGAGGGCGGUGCUGGAGGAGAUCCAGAAGAACCUCGGCCUCGCUCCGUCCGACAUGGAGGCGUCCCGCUCCGCGCUCCACCGGUUCGGCAACACCAGCAGCAGCUCGCUGUGGUACGAGUUGGCGUACGCGGAGGCCAAGGGGCGAGUCCGCCGGGGCCACCGGGUCUGGCAGAUCGGGUUCGGAUCCGGGUUCAAGUGCAACAGCGCCGUCUGGCGGGCGCUGCGCGACGUCCCCACCGCCCGCGGCUGCAACCCCUGGACCGACUGCAUCGACAGCUACCCUGUCAAGGGCCAUUGAACGCCACAAAGGCCACAGACCCCAACUUUCAUUCCUUUGCCCUUUUUUAUAAUUAUGAAUAACUCAAUUGUACCUAUAGUUCUUGGUUAAAACUCUCUCUGUAGUUGAUGCAACACCUCAACUUCUUCCUUUUCUUAAGUAAUAUGUCUAGUUUCCUCCUUGUUUCUUGUUGGUUCGUAAUGGGGGAGGUGCAAUAAUAAACGAGAAGCGUCGUUGACUGGGU
Molecule: messenger RNA, 2291 nt
Organism: Zingiber officinale
Lineage: Eukaryota; Viridiplantae; Streptophyta; Magnoliopsida; Zingiberales; Zingiberaceae
Product: 3-ketoacyl-CoA synthase 1-like
Exons: 1
Coding region: 500-2068 (522 amino acids)
Biological process (GO): fatty acid biosynthetic process
Cellular component (GO): membrane
Molecular function (GO): acyltransferase activity, transferring groups other than amino-acyl groups
Source: RefSeq, a predicted model, not a curated record